This is a messenger RNA of Enterobius vermicularis (human pinworm), 708 nucleotides long. NCBI's taxonomy places the organism in Eukaryota, Metazoa, Nematoda, Chromadorea, Rhabditida, Oxyuridae. The record is from the annotation of a GenBank genome assembly.
AUGCCAAAAAUGAGUCAGGCAGCAAAUCUGGUGUCUCAGCUUUUUAAAAAGGAAAUGUCGACCACGGAUUCAGCAACUUGCAGUAUAUGUAAAAUCAGUAUCGGUGCACGAACAGAUGAUCAUUCAAUCAGACCUAUCAUGUCACCGUGUUUGUGCAAAAAGCCAGUUCAUCGAGGAUGUGCUGCCGAUGUGUUAAGAGAUAAGAAACGUUGUCAGGAGUGUAGGAAACGGUACGCGUAUUAUCAGUAUGGAACGUUCUGUGAUUACGUUUGGCGAUAUCCCUGCAGAACGACAUUACCGAUACUGUUCUAUCUAUUUGCAUUUGUCUGUAUUGUUCACAAAAUUUACGAGACCGAUAUGAUCAAUCCGUCAUUUAAAAAUUACCUCAUUCUACUACGUUCAGAAAUUCUAGUACUUUUGCUGGUUUCUAUAGUACUUAUACCCUGUAUGUUUUAUAUUUAUGGUUUUGCGCGGAAAAAUUUUGUGAAACAGCACGGACAAGUAGUUGCGCUUGAACGAAUAUCAGCACCAAAAAUUAUUAACAACAAUAACUUGCAGCAAACUACCUGUUCAAGUACAUUGAAUGGCAGCAUGCAUGUUCAUCACUCUAAUCAAACCUCAAUUAAUGUACCAACAAAUUUGACCAGUGGAAACUGUUUAGCUGCCAGUACACCAUUACCGACCAAGAUAGGUAAACCAGAAGUUUAA